Chelonia mydas (Green sea turtle) is the source of this 1977-nucleotide messenger RNA. RefSeq names its product ankyrin repeat and kinase domain containing 1 (gene ANKK1). NCBI's taxonomy places the organism in Eukaryota, Metazoa, Chordata, Testudines, Cheloniidae. Gene Ontology annotation, cellular component: cytoplasm. The record is from RefSeq and is a predicted model, not a curated record. Gene Ontology annotation, molecular function: protein binding; ATP binding; protein kinase activity. Gene Ontology annotation, biological process: regulation of cell cycle process; protein phosphorylation.
AUGAAACCUGACCUUCCAAAGCCUAUUGAAGUCAAGGGGAAUCUUUCUCAGGAGGAAACCAGCAGGAGGCAGCCGGCAGGGCUGCUUUCUUCCUCGUGGCUUCAAAAGGACUGGUGCUUGGGCAGCUUAACCGUUUUUAAUAAGGAGGAUUUUGAAGGGGAGUGGGUCAGGGUGGCGAGCGGAGGCUUUGGGCAGGUGUACCAAGUGAAGCGCAAGCGGUGGAGGAUGGUCUAUGCUGUGAAAUGCUCCCAAUGUCUGCUGCCGGAUUCCAGCUCAGACAGCAUGAACUGCCUUGUCAAAGAGGCAGCCAAGAUGGAGAAAAUAAAAUUGCAGCAUAUUGUCUCCAUCUAUGGGAUUUGCAACAGCCCACUGGGGAUAGUGAUGGGACACAUGGCCCAGGGGUCCUUGGAGACAGUGUUCCCCACCCACAAACUGUCCUGGCAGCUCAAGUUCCGCAUUAUCCAUGAGAUGGGGUUGGCUAUGAAUUUCCUGCAUAACACGACACCACCUUUACUUCACUUAGACUUAAAACCGGGGAAUAUCCUUCUAGAUGGGAAUGUGCACGUUAAGAUUUCAGACUUCGGGUUGUCCACUUGGAUGGAGCAAGUGAGCCGGAUGCAGUACAUUGAGAGAUCAGCCUUGAGGGGCACCCUGAGCUACAUCCCGCCCGAAAUGUUUCUCCAGAACACCAGGCCUCCAGGAACUGAAUACGAUGAGUAUAGCUUUGGGAUUGUCAUUUGGGAGGUUCUUAUGCAGAAGAAGCCAUAUUCAGAGACUGGUUACCCACAUUCCCCCACCAGCGAGGUCGAGGGCCUGGAGAGCUUCAUAAUGUCCAAGGAAGUCCGCAGAGCCCAGGAAAAUGGCCUCACCCUGCUUCACCUCGUGGUGGUUCAAGGAAAUGUGGAGAAGGUGAAGUCUCUGUUGAGUCGGGAGGCCAACGUGGACAGCCAGCUGGACUGUGGCUACACCCCACUCAUCGUGGCUGUCCAGAAGAGGUCACCAGAGAUCUGCUCAGCUCUAAUAGAGCACGGCGCAGAUGUCAACGUGGCUGACAAAGACGGCUGGUCCCCUCUUCAUUUUGCGGCUCAGAACAGGGAUGACAGGAUUGUGCUCCUCUUGCUGGACCACCAGGCGCAGGCAGGCUCCCAAGAACAUGAAGGCUGGACUCCACUCCACUUGGCAUCUCAGAACAACUUCGAGAACGUGGCUCAGGUUCUGCUUUCCCGCCAGGCUGACCCCAACUGCCAGGAGAAUGAUGGGAGAACUGCCCUCCACAUGGCAGCUUGCUUCGGACACGUCAGCCUUGUGAAACUCCUGGCCAGCUAAGGAGCUGACCUGGAGAGGAAGCAGAAGAACCACCGGACCCCGCUGCACUUUGCCGUGGAGAGGGGUAAGUUCAGGGUGGUCCAAUACCUGCUGAAAAGUGGGGCAUCUGUCAAUCGCCUGGAUGAGAAUCACUACAGUGCCUUGCACAUGGCCGCAGUGAAGGGGAAAUACCUGAUAUGCGAGAAAUUGAUCAAAUACGGGGCCAAUGUGGACUUGAGGACAGACAAAGCGUGGACCCCCCUACACCUGGCUUGUUUUAAGGGCUGCAUCAAAAUCGUCUGUCUGCUAAGAGACAACCACGCUAAACUGAAUGUCAAAGGAGGCAUGGAUUGGACACCUCUUCAUGUGGCCACCCGCUACAGCAAAGAGUCUGUGGUCUGUGAGGUCCUGAGAAGUAGGGUGGACCCCAACAUCAUUGAGAAAUCAGAGUUGACCCCUCUCCACCUCGCGGUCCAGCGGGGUGCCUUCCUGAGCACCAUCAACCUUCUGGAGCACAAAGCAGACAUCAAUGUUAAGAACAAGGUGGGCUGGAUGCCCCUCCAGCUGGCCAUUAGGAAUCAGAAGCAAAACAUUGCUACCUUGCUGCAAGGCAAGGACUUGCCAGUGAAUAACAUGGGGAGCAGGGUGACAUGGAGUGGUGAAAAAGCUUAA